AUGCCAAUGCAGCCGCCGUUUUUUACGGCGGCGAAAAGCAGUUCGCCAUGGCUGCUUGCACUCGCCUUAGGGCUGCUUGACCACGUCGCGAUAGAGGCCGCCGCGAGUGAGAACGAAGCUAGCGGCUACGCGGCAUGGCCGAAAUGGGUCCUCAUCUUGUUUUGUAUCACCACGGUGCUGCUCUCCGCCAUGUACUGCGGUCUCACGAUCGGGCUGCUUGGGAUGGAGACCAUCUAUCUUGAAAUCAUAGCUGAUGCGGGGCAGGAGCCUGACCGCACCUACGCGCGCAAGAUUCUGCCGGUACGCAUGCUGGGCCACGAGCUCUUGGCGACGUUGCUCGUGGGCAACAUGCUGACUCUGGUGCUGACCUCUCAGCUCGUCGCUGCAAUUGUGGGUGGCAGUGAGCUCGUGAACUUCAUCUUGGGUACACUGGUGGUGCUCAUCUUUGGUGAGAUCAUCCCCAUGAGCUUCUGCAACAAGCAGAACAACGCACUGUGGGCUGGCGCAAAGAGUCUGCAAGCGCUGAAGGUCUCGUUAUUUGUGCUGUGGCCCAUCGCGAAGCCGCUGGGGAUGAUGCUGGACUGGAUGGUAGGACACGAGGCAGGGCAGAUAUACGACCGCCAGGAGCUGAAGAAGCUCAUCCGCAUGCACUGCGAGAAGUUCUCGGACAAGUCGGGCAUCGACACGGACCAGGUGCGCAUGAUGCUGAGCGUGAUGGACACGAACGAGGUCACAGCAGAUGCGGCCAUGACACCGAUGGGGAAGGCCGUCAUGUUAGAGGCGAGCACCCCGCUCGACACAGCGCUCGAGCGUCGCUUGUGGGAGUACGGUAUCUCGCGCGUGCCGGUAUACGAACGGUCACGCGACAAUGUGAUUGGUGUGCUCUACGUGAAGGACCUCAUCGACAAUUCCUAUCUCGGCCACAAAAGCGACAUGACAGUGCGUGAUUUCGUGGCGCAACACCCGCGCGACAUGUUAGUGGUGAAGGCGGACACCCUUCUGCAGGAGAUGCUGUACAUCUUCGAGCACUAUCACACGCAGCUUCUCUUUGUGGAGCCGACAGACACCGCUACCGCGGACAAGCGGCGCGGUCGUGCCGGAAUCACGGCCUCCAACAGCAGAGACGCGUCACCUUACAGCGCAUACCACGUGCACCAGGGCAGCAAGCGUGCUGCACCUGCACAGCGCACGCCGAAGACCAUUAACCCUAUGGCGCUCCUUUCGAAUGCGAUGGAGCCGAGUUCUUUCAUCGGCCUUGUGACACUUGAGGACGUUAUCGAGACGCUCAUCGCAUCGGAGAUUUACGAUGAGGACGAGUACUUGAGUGACAAGAAGCUGCUGUUGGACGCGGAGGCCUUCGACGAGUCCACGAUUGAGCCGCCUCUGACGCGGCCGCCGCGGGUGAACUUCUACUCGUACGGCGUGCGAUCCAAGCUGGAGGAUCAAGGUCUUUCUGACGAUCAGCUUUGGGCACUCGCCUACUACCUCACCCGGACCUAUGUGUACUUUGCAACGUGGAAUGUUGCUCAUGUCAAGUUUCUGCUGCAGCAGAUCGGCGACUUGGUGGUGGACGUCGACGACCAGGUCAGUGACGGUGAGAAAAGCAAGAGCACACCUCUCUGUGGAAUCGCAGCUGCGUUGCCGGACCUCUCCACGGCCGAUCCAGCGCGAGUGCUCUACAGAGCCGGGCAGCCGAGCAGCACUUUCACGCUGGUACUGAGUGGCGGCGUCGAGGUGACCAUCGGCCGCGAAAAGAUACGAACGGAGUUGCGUUCCUUCUCCGACCUUGGCGCCGAUGUUCUCUUGUCAGGCGCGCCUUUUUUGCCAGACUACACGGCCGUGGUGUCGCGCACCAGCCGUCUCAUCCGCAUCACACAUGCUGAUGUGGUGAUGGUCGAGAAGAAGCUCAACGAGCACCGUGCACGACAGCCUCAGAAGCCGCUGUUUCUGACGCCCACCUCAGGGGCUGGGGCAGCGGCGGCGGUGACAGUUCCUCCAGCAUGCGCGCCACACAGGAAAGCGAAGGAGCGGAUGCGAGGCGAAGCCAAGCGUGUGGCGAUCGAGUAG
Molecule: messenger RNA, 2067 nt
Organism: Leishmania major strain Friedlin
Lineage: Eukaryota; Euglenozoa; Kinetoplastea; Trypanosomatida; Trypanosomatidae
Exons: 1
Coding region: 1-2067 (688 amino acids)
Biological process (GO): magnesium ion homeostasis
Source: RefSeq, a predicted model, not a curated record